Messenger RNA from Somion occarium, 3815 nucleotides. The record is from the annotation of a GenBank genome assembly. NCBI's taxonomy places the organism in Eukaryota, Fungi, Basidiomycota, Agaricomycetes, Polyporales, Cerrenaceae.
AUCGUUCAUAUACAGUAUAUCCAUAAAUGGAUAUUCGGUUUUGAAAAGCUCCUCCGUCAGAAGUCCGAGUCGGACACAACUGCGACAAUCGAUGAGGGCUUUACAAGGUAUGCUCUAGCUCUUGACCACUCUGUGGGACUUCACCACUCGUAGAACUGAAUGAAAGGAGUACCAAAUGAAAUGCAAAGCUUCUCAUUAAAUCAUGUGCUCAAGUAGCAUGUAUUCACCUGUAUGAUCCUAUAGAUUAGGCUGACAAUUUGCGUGUCCUGUUUCAAACUAGACUCUCCUGUGACAUACCACCGAAUAGCGCUGACCGACGGAAGUCAAUACGGUCUAAGGAUGGUCAGCCUCUUGCGUGCCCUAGUAUAUGGUGAGGAUGGCUGGCACUAUAUCUAUGUGCCUUUUUCUCCUUCACCCCAUUCGACGACGCUUCGCAAGUCUGAGCAAUGGCCUUCUUCACAAAGAUCAAGAUUCUCCUUCGCCGCAAUCGCCCUUCUAUAGCACAUCCUCACGGUGCUCGUCACAUAUCGUCACAUCCCUGCGCGGAUCCACCACUUAUCGAAGCAAGUUGCGCUAUCAAGCCUCCACAGAACACCUCAGUGGAGGCAUCCAGAGCCUCAUCGCUACUCACUCUCGCCAAAGCGGCUCGAGGGCAGGAUGCGGAACUUGUAUAUCCUCGACUAUUCUUCUGCGAGAUAAUCCUUCGCACAAUUCGUGUCCAGCGGCCGCUGACGAUAGGAGUCUUGGCCAGUUUCGUAGCAGGCAUGAUGUCAGAUGGGAUCUCCGUUCGUGAUCUCAAUCGUCUCCUCAAUAUUGACUGUGGAGAAUACGUGUCUGGAGCUCUGUCUCUUGAUGUCGCAUUUCCCUCACGCGUUAUCAGCGUGGUGCGGACAGCCAUCUCUUCUGAAACGCAAGAGGAAGAAUUUGCGACAAUCGAGCUCUCAUUCAUCGACACCUUGAGCCCUGACAACAUUUCUAGUGCCUCGAGCCCUUCUCCAUCUGCCUUUAUCACCGACGAAUCUACUCUCGUAUCAUCAACUACCAUCUCUCCUAAGUAUUCUUCAUUUCAAGCCUUCGAUUCAUUAUAUUCCCUUUCCGCACUCCCGUCGUUCCCGGACGAUACAUAUCCUACUUUCCCUCUCCCUGUUACAGCCUCAUCUUCGGAGGAAACGCCAGCCUUCCCUCCAUCUGAUGGCCAACUCCAACUUCGAGACUUCGACAUAGUCCGUCCACUCGGGGCUGGCGGUUUCGGUACUGUCUAUCACGCACGUCUAAAGGCGACAGGUGGACACGUUGCUGUAAAGGUCAUGAAGAAGCGAGUAGGUUCUUCUCGCAACCAUCUUUCUCACUCGAGAACGGGAGAAGAUGUAUUUGGACCUGUACUUCGAAGUGAUGACCUGCAUACAUCUAUGGGCACUGCAAGUUUGAGGAAUUGCGCAGCGGGAUUGGACGAGUUGAUUGCGAUGAGGCGGUCGGAGGGAAUCAAGGAAGUCGUGGAAUUACUUGGGAGUUGGCACGAUAGCCAGAACUUCUAUCUAGUUAUGCCCUUCUGCCCGGGUGGAGAUCUGCAGUCCGUUCUCGACAAACGUGGCCAACUGCCUGUAGAGCAUGCUCGAUUCUGCAUUGCUGACAUUCUCAAUGGUCUCACCGCUCUUCACUCCCGUGGCAUCAUCCACAGAGACAUCAAGCCUGCCAAUAUCCUGGUCGGAUCAGAUGGCCGGAUAAAGAUAGCAGAUCUAGGUCUCGCUCGCUGCUUCGAAAACUAUGCUUGUGAGUUCGAGAAGUCAAUCCAUCCAACAUCUGGGGAACAGGAUGACUUGUGCAAUGACCUGUUCUCUGAAGUCACUGCGAAGGGGUGUGGAACUCCGGAGUAUGCUGCUCCUGAGCUUUAUCAUGGGCACCUGUACACGUAUGGCGUGGACAUUUGGGCUCUGGGUGUCAUGAGUUUCAAGAUGCUAUUCGGUCGUUCACCAUGGGAUAAGACGGACAUACAAUCUUUGGCAAAGAGUAUUAUGAGGGGGACUAUCAGUAUCGAGAAGUGGGAGCGAGCACUGUAUGGUGUUCCAGAAGAUGCAGAACUUUUCAUUCGACGAGCGCUGGACAUGGAUCCUGGUACGAGACCGACAGCGAUUCGUCUCAAAUCACAUCCAUUUUUCAAACCAUUCGAUUGGGAAGGCUUAGCAAACAAUACGUUGAUGGCACCAUGGAUUCCUGGUGCCUGCAAGCCUUUCCCUCAGGAAACAAUGUCUCCUAUCGACGUCGGUGUUCCUUUGAACACCGACGAUGACAUCGUUCCCUAUUUCAAUUACAUUUCUCCUCAACUCGCCAAUGCACCUUCCACUCUUCCUGUUCUUGAUUCUUCGUCUUCUUCCACUUCGCUGUCUGAUUACACCAACUGUCCGCCCUUACCGCCUCUCAUUGGAUACCCACUUGACUCUGUCCCGUCCUCGGCUUCCGGCAUUCACUUACCCAGUGUCCCUUAUUAUGGUGAAAUGGAAUUUCCUCAUGAAGGUUCUGGUCUUAAUAAGCCAGACAACGUUGAUGACUAUGUCACCAACCUCGCUCAUGAGGAAUCCAGAUCACUGUCCUUCUCUAUCCCGAACUGGACAACUCCGGUCGGACCUAUUGAGGGACCUCGUUCAGUUCCACAAGCCUCUUUGGACGUCAUGGACCUUGUUAAGAGGGAAGACUCUGGUUCUUUGCCAUUCCUACGCUACAGGAAUCCACAUCAAGAUAACUUCUUGUCGUCGCAUGGUCCAACCUGCACCGACGAUGACCCGCAUUCUACAUCCGACUCACUGCGCGAUGGAUUAAGUGCCCUCACAGAUGCAAUGUAUUUCAAUCCACCUACUCUUUGUUUCUCACCGUCCAGCAACGCAGAUACAUCUAACGACUUCUCCCCGCCGCCGAUUGAAGAAGAAUCUGCGACAUCACCUCAAGCUGAAUCCUAUCUUCCCCCCGAUGACACUCCAGACGUGACCUUAUGUAUGCUAUAUGAGGCCGCUGUUGUGUCUUUUCCUCCAAUGCAGAAGGAUCUCGUCAAGGAGUGUCAACCGCCCGUCCUUGAUGAAUUCAACCGAACUUCAGAUAUUACCCUGAAUGCACACGAGUACUUCCACAACGUCUACUUCUUCAGAGAUGUUGCUACCUCUCAGUGUUCAGGCUUCAUCACACAGCAAUCCAUCUCAUCAUCUUCAUUUCUCCCUCCCACUGUGACCAUCAUGGAACUCUCGUUGUCACCGACGAACAACGCUCCCUUCUACUGUUCUUCCCCGCAAGCCACUCUCCCAAUUUUGCCUUCAUGGGACCCAUUCUCCUUGGUCUCGAAACGACUCUCAAUAGUCACAGUUUUCUCUUGUAUCAAGAGGCUGGCUACAACCCUCUCCAAUCUGUGUCGCCGAUUUAUAAUACUCUCGUGAAUCUGUUCAUCUUUAAUUACCUUCUCUAUGGUUAUAACUAUGGUUCUAUGUCGCUUUUUUCUUUUCUUCUUUUCUUUUCUUUUCUUUUCUUUGCAUUAAACUGUGUAUUCCUGUUCGCAAGAUGAUUUAUCUAAUCUGUCUACCUUAUUGCCUUAUUGUUUAGUUCGAUAUCCGAUUUGUGGUCUCCUGCCUUAAUUACAUCUCAUCAUUAGCUUGGUAACUAAUCAUGUAUUGUAUUCAAUCUCUUAUUGCUAAUAUCUACCUUCCCGAAAACGUUCUUGUAUCAGUCCCAUUGCGAAUCGCAGUGCACCGCCCGCACAUAUGACUGUAACAACAUGAUAUACACUAGGUCAAGUUCCGAUAGGCAUACGCUACAAAUACAUCUCGAAGUGCGAU